Necator americanus (New World hookworm) is the source of this 438-nucleotide messenger RNA. RefSeq lists its product as uncharacterized. Bases 1 to 438 code for a protein of 145 amino acids. Lineage: Eukaryota; Metazoa; Nematoda; Chromadorea; Rhabditida; Ancylostomatidae. The transcript has 7 exons. The record is from RefSeq and is a predicted model, not a curated record.
AUGCUGUCGGUAGUACUGUCUCGACCAUCGAAAAAGAGAGCAAUUCAAGCACUCAUUAAUCAGUGUCAUGAUUUGCUUAACGUCCCUGGAUAUAUCUUCACAAGCAUCACUCAGAAACAAGGAAUUGCAGGCGAUGUGGUUAUGAAGGGUAAGGAGAAAAUGGUAUCUAAUCAUUCACGAGUCCCAUAUCAAAGAACUGGAAAACCCGAAGAGGUUGCAGAAGCAGUACUGUUCCUAGCCGAAAGCAGGACUCAUAAUAAUGAUCACGAUGAAGAAGGUGAUCAUAAGAAUGAUGAUUUUAAAAGUGAUGACAAUGAUAACGAUGACUCACUACAGACGACAAUGACUUCAUCCUCCAAGUCCUCUCUUCUUGAAACCUCGGCAUUUGAGAGUGAACGCAGUGGUUUACAAACCUCUCCAGUCGGUGAAACUGCGUGA